This is a messenger RNA of Dromiciops gliroides (monito del monte), 1613 nucleotides long. It is a transcript of the gene SAXO4, whose product is annotated as protein phosphatase 1 regulatory subunit 32. The record is from RefSeq and is a predicted model, not a curated record. The coding region runs from base 146 to 1495 and encodes 449 amino acids. Lineage: Eukaryota; Metazoa; Chordata; Mammalia; Microbiotheria; Microbiotheriidae. The transcript is spliced from 15 exons. Gene Ontology annotation, molecular function: phosphatase binding.
CCUUAGUAACUAACGCAAUCUCAGCUCCUGGUCUGGCCCUUCUGGAUUCUGGUCUCCUGGAAGGCACAGCUGGGCACAAUGAACUCAUCUGGAAGAAAAGAAAAAUCCUCCUUUGUCACGGCUGCUGGGAGGCAGGAGGCUUCACAUGAGAUCAGAGAGAAUCAGAGCUAGAGACUGGAAUCCCAGGUCGUCCUGUUGCCCAGUUGCUGCCGCCAUCAUGAUGGGAAAACUGCCCCUAGGUGUUGUUUCUCCUUAUGUGAAGAUGAGUUCGGGGGGCUGUGCAGACCCCCUGAAAUUCUACGCCACCAGUUACUGCACAGCCUACAGCCGGGAAGGGUUCAAGCCCCAAAUUGGUCAGCACAAGGGCACUGGAUACCAGGUGAAUUACCGACCCAUGAUCAACUACCAGCCCAGCUUGGACGCCCUGGAUAAUCCUGCUGCAGGAGAACAAGUUAAGGACACUGAUCAGUCAGUCUUUGCCCAGAGCUACCGCCCAAUGGAGCUGUCAGAUGGCAGGCACCCACUGCCCUGGAGUGUGUACCAGCCUGGCUCUGGCUACGCUCGUGAAAAAGCCUACUCCUGCCCCCCAUCCAAAGAGGUCAAGAGAGUCCAUUUCAACACCCAGGAUCAUGGUCCACAGGUCGUCUCAGGAUUGGAACCCAAGACUGUGCCAGUCCUCCACCAGUCAGUGGGCAAGGGAAGUACUGAUAUGGAGAAUUACAGAUAUGGUCCCCGAUUUAUGACCUCUGAGUAUGCCUCCAAGUACCGCUAUGAAGUUCCAGCCCCACCAGAUUUCCUCCAGAAGAAGACAAUUGGUGCCAAGGAAGAGUCGGGCUUUACUGAACAGACCACCAAGAGUCCCCUGACCUUUCAGCCCAUCCCUGGAGAGCCGUUGCCUCCUCCCAGUAGAAGUACUACCAGGUCCGAUUUCAGCCCCAUGACCACCCCACAUGGAGAUGAGUAUUUACCCGUGUUGGCCAAAUGUUCUGAGAGAGAGACAGGCUUCAGCCGGCUGAAGGAGAAGGUCCUUCCCCCGACCACUGGCCCUCCAAGUAUUCCUGAGCCUGGAAGCCUGAGUCACCGCCAGUACCAGGGCAUGCAAUGGGCACCCAAGACCACCAAUGCCAUGCUGGGACGGGAGACAAUGGGGUGCAAGGAGCCCUCUGGCUUCAGCACCAACAAUCCCGGCUAUAACCGAGGUCCUCCUGAUCCUGAUCACAGGUUUCUGACCACCUACAACCAAAGAUAUUUUGAGAACAUCCCCAAGGGUCUGGACCGGGAAGGUUGGACCCGAGGAGGAAUCCAGCCCCAGCACCCUGGAGGUUAUGGGGUUAACCAGCCGGUCACCCAGCAUAACAUAGAGAGUUAUCACAACCCCACAGAAACUAUUCAGACAUCACACCCCCACGUGGCCAGGACCCUGACAGCCCUGGACCCCUUCUACAGAGAGACCCCUCACAGCCAAGGCUUUUCUGCCCUGCACGCCCCGUCCUGAGCUGGCACAACCCAGGCAGAAGAGGGGAGCUGGGCACAUGGUCUCCCAACUCCUCCAGCCCCUCCCAAGGGACACCUCACCUGCUACUUUUCUAAGGAAAUAAAGAAAUAAUGUUCCA